AUGUCCUCCGAAUCGGCGUCGGAAUCCGAGGCGGACUACCACUCGGCCGACUGCGACGCAUCUGGGAGCGGUAGUACCUCGGCAUCCGAGUCGGGCAGUGGCAGCGGCACCGAGAGCGACUCAGGCUCUAGCCGCGCGGGCGCGGGCGGCUCCAUCCGCGACGCUCCUCCGUCGGACGAGGACGAGGACGAGGACUCUGACGACGGAUCGGUGGUGAAGUGCCCCGACGGGCACAUCAUGGACGUCGUCUCCGCAAAUUUCAUGUACGGCUUCGCGCAAUGUGUGCUUUGCCCGCACGUCUUCAAUCAGUCGUACGAGGGCGCGUACAGAUGUGGCGCUUGCAACGUGUUGCGCUGCCUCGACUGCGACUUGUCGGAGACUGCUCUUGCGGGUAUGACCAUGGGUGCCUCAGACGACACGGCCCCGACUGGCACGCUAGCCUUGAGGUCCAACAUGGCCAGGCCCAUUGAGCUCGCAGCUGGCGAAGCCGAGCGCGAGCGGCAGGUGGACGAUCUAGUGGCGCAGGACCCUGAGGGCGCCCUCUGGCUAGCACGAGAGCUCCUGCGCCGCAUUCCCACUGCGCGGCUCCCGGAGGAGUCGAUGCGUCAUUAUGCCAGGGUGCGCUGCGCUUGCUGCGACACGCUGAUCGGCGACGGCGACACGGCCACAUGCCCGAUGGCUCGAGACGACAUCAUCGCCAAUGAGAUCCAACUCGGCUACGACGAGGCGGGCCUGCACCGAUCUGCCAGGUAUGUCUUCUACCGACAAUUUAUCGCGAUGAAGUACGGGCACCUCGGCGCAGGCGUGCGCAUUCGCCUGCCAGACUGUGUAGUCGCGGCAAUCCGAUGCCGCUGGCCGGAGCCCAGCUGCACGUGCGAUCACGUGGCCAUAGCGCGUUGCACCGCGCAUGGGUACACUGGUUUCCGUGCCCAGCGGUGA
Messenger RNA from Emiliania huxleyi CCMP1516, 939 nucleotides. RefSeq lists its product as hypothetical. The coding region runs from base 1 to 939 and encodes 312 amino acids. The transcript has 4 exons. Lineage: Eukaryota; Haptophyta; Isochrysidales; Noelaerhabdaceae. The record is from RefSeq and is a predicted model, not a curated record.